Molecule: messenger RNA, 991 nt
Organism: Entelurus aequoreus (snake pipefish)
Lineage: Eukaryota; Metazoa; Chordata; Actinopteri; Syngnathiformes; Syngnathidae
Product: adhesion G-protein coupled receptor D2-like
Exons: 10
Coding region: 1-756 (251 amino acids)
Biological process (GO): adenylate cyclase-activating G protein-coupled receptor signaling pathway; cell surface receptor signaling pathway
Cellular component (GO): membrane
Molecular function (GO): G protein-coupled receptor activity
Source: RefSeq, a predicted model, not a curated record
AUGUAUGUGCAACUCAUAGAGUGGUUUGUACAGAUAAAUGAAGGCCUGCCCAUCCUGAUCGUGGCGGUCACGCUGGCGGCCAGCGCCAACCAGUACAAGGCCGACGCCCACUGCUGGCUCAACUUGAAGACGGGCACCAUCUGGUCUUUUGUCGGACCCGUCAUCUUCGUCUUGGCGGUCAACUCUGUGGUGUUGUGCCGGGUCGUCAUGGUGACCGUUUCCAGCGCCCGCCGCCGCGCCAAGAUGCUCAGUCCACGCUCGGCAUCGAAAAUGCAGACCUUUGACCUCACCUGGGCUGUGACUCGACCAGUUCUCAUUCUGCUGCCUGUCCUGGGUCUGACUUGGCUGUGUGGAGUCCUGGUCCACCUGUCUGUUGUCAUGGCGUACAUCUUCACUGCUCUCAAUGCCUUCCAAGGCUUGUAUAUUUUCCUGGUAUAUGCAGUUUACAACAGUGAGGUGAGGAACGCCAUCAAGAGGAUCAAAGAAAAGAGGAAGGCCUUAUCUUUCACAAACUGUUCCCAGCCGACCACCUUCACACCAUCUCAAAGAGCCCCGAUAAAAUCCUGGGACAUAAGUCCACCGGCCCCCUCCAGCCCUGAGACCAGUGAGACCUCCAGACCCCCCAGUUCUAUCUCAACUUCUCUGGUGAUCAAGAACGAGAGUUUCAGAAAAGAAAGCUUUGUGGGUUUCGCAUUCAAGCCGGCCUCAGGAAACCAAGUGGUGCAGCUCACAGCAUUUAAACAAUCAGGCUGCUGAACCGCAGGAUGGAGUCCAUGCUGGCGCCCUGGCAUCGCAGCAAGUACUCCCAUUGCCACAAGUACAUACCGAAGGUGUAAACCCCAAACAAACCCAGAACCUUUGUUUCCACUGUCAUGAGAGUGAUGAAUAUUAAUAAUAAUAACUCACUUUUUCCCACCGUUAUUGCUGGGGUGUCCAAAGUGAGGACAUUUUAUCUCAUAAAAGUCAACAGCAAAAUUCAUCAAUAUAAAUG